Messenger RNA from Lolium perenne, 626 nucleotides. The record is from RefSeq and is a predicted model, not a curated record. NCBI's taxonomy places the organism in Eukaryota, Viridiplantae, Streptophyta, Magnoliopsida, Poales, Poaceae.
GUGCCGGAGUAGGGACGCCCACUAGAGCCUCACCCACCCCACCACCGAAAAAGAUUCCCAAGAAGAGCGGCGACCAGCGAGCGAGCGAGGAUGCGAUCUCUACGGCCGGCGGUCCUGCUCGUCGUCGCGGCCGUGUGCCUGUUGUCAGUCGCUGGAGCUCUGGCCGACAACGGAACCACCACGGCGUGCCUGUGCACCGGCCCGCAGUGCUUCCCGCCGUGCCCGACGACGCCGCAGUUCCCCUUCUGCCCGCCGCAGCCGCCGCCGUCGCUCGUGCCGUUCCCCUGGCAGUCGUCGUCUUCGCCCAAGACCGGCGAGUUCAUCCCCCAGGAACCAGGAUUCCUCGCUGCGGCGGCGACAUGGCGUGGUCAGACGGCAGCGGCGUGGGUGACGGUCGUCGUGGUGUGCUCUGCUCUCUUGCUGCUUGUAGAUCAGUAGCGGACUCUCUGAGUUCUGGAUCGCUGCUGUAGAUCAGUACAUGUAGGUGCGAGUUCAGGUUCCACUGUCGUCUGAAUACUGAGGCUGCUUUGUGCGCUGACAUGCUGUCUAUAAUCAGAUUAUGUAUUUCAGGCCUUCGAUUCAUUCCAUAUAUGCAGGCUACGAACAAUCUGAGGAUUGACUGGGUU